Paramecium pentaurelia is the source of this 13649-nucleotide messenger RNA. NCBI's taxonomy places the organism in Eukaryota, Ciliophora, Oligohymenophorea, Peniculida, Parameciidae. The record is from the annotation of a GenBank genome assembly.
AUGGAAGAAAGCGAUGCAUAACAAAAUGUGAAAACAUUAGAAUAAAGCAAAUUGUAUAGUGCUAAUGAGAUUGAAAAUUUCAAUUAGUAUUUAAGUGCAAUCUGUUUAAGUUUAUUGAUCAUCGAUAAAGAUUAAUGGAAUGUCGCUUGUCAUGAGGAUGUUAAUUAAUAAGUAUGAAAUUGUCUUAUAUAAAUAGAAUAUUUGUUAAUUUUUAUCAGAUUCCUAAAUUAAAGCUCUCAUUGUAAGCAAAACUGUGGAGAAUGAGAAAUUCAAUAUUUAAAUUCGCUCAGAAUAUGAAGCAUCCAACAAUUAUGCUCAUACAAUUUGCUUUUUAAAGAGACAUACCUUUCAAUAUGACAAUCAAUUACAACCAUAAUAAUUUAGUAAUCAUGUAUAAGUGAUAAACAUUGGAUAUGCAGAAUAACAAGGAGGAGCUAAUCCUUUCACUUUAUCACAUAAUUAUGUAUAAAAUUGUUUCAUUCCAAUAUUCACUUAAUACAAAGGAGAAAUAGAUAAAAAGAGAAUUGUAGAUCAAUCAAGUUAUAAUGAUUUGAUUAAAAAAUUAAAUGAAGUGAAUUUGGCAUUCAUUAAAUGUAGAUAGAAUGUUGAAGUACCUGAAAUUAUUUUAUAAUUUGAUCCACGUAUCAAAGAAGCUGUAAAAUUAAAAGGAGGUAAACCUACAAUUGAAGAUGCAGCCUAAUUGAAUAAACCUGACAUAGUUUAAUCAAUAUCUUAAACAGUAACAAGAUGGAUUUCAGAUAUUAAUUAAAUAUCAAAUACUAAAUUGGAAUUAACUAAUGCAAGUAUAGUGGAUGAAAUAAAUUAUUGGAUGAGUAUGGAAAGAUCAUUAUUUUUUAUUGAAAAUUAAUUAAAAUAACCUGAAGUUGAUUUUACUAUUGAAGUUUUGACUUAAGCAAAAAAGAUGAAUAUUACAGCAUAAUUUAAAGAAAUAGCUUUAAAAUAGAGUUUAUAGAAAUGUUAAUCAUGUAAUUAAUUUAUGAAAGAAUUUCCAAUAAAUAAUUUAUUGAUUGCUACUAAUUUAGUGGAAAUAAAAGAUGCUAUGAUUUAAAUAUUUUAACAUAUGAAGAAAUUGUCAAAUAUUUAAGAGACAUAUACUAUUCCUAGAUCACUUUAAUUAGCAGAAUCAUUUUCAAGAGAAUUAACAAAUGAAAUGAUUAAAUAUUUUAAAGGAUUUUAGAUAUUACAUAUUAAGUAUGUGGAUUUUAAGGGAUUAAUUAUUAAAACUUAAGAAAUUUUCAGUUAAUGGGAUGAAGAAUAUAAAAUAUUCAAAUAAAGUAUUGUAAAGAAAUCAGUACAUUAGAAAGAUCAAUAUGGUUAAUUUGAGCAUAUCAAAUUGUAAAAGUAGAUCUAACAUAUUUAGAGACUAAGAGAAAUGCAUGAAAAUCUCAAAGAAGUGAUUGAAUAAAUCAUAUAAAAUGAUUAAGAAGAAUAAAAAGAGAAUGUUUAAUAAUUUGCAACAUUAUAAGAAAUUUAAUAAGCAUAUGAUAUAUUUAAAAAUGUUGAAGUAUUUGAUUUGAGUAGAGAUGGUGAAGAUUAGUUUUUUAGAGCAUUAAAAUAAUAUGAAAUUGCUAUAGAAUCAGUUGAAGCAACAAUUACAACAAAUUUGAGAGAUUCAUUAGGUUCAGCAUCAUCUGCUAAAGAAAUGUUUAGAAUAUUAGCUAAAUUCAAUAAAUUAUUUUCAAGACCUAGAAUUAAGGGGGCUAUUUAAGAAUAUUAAUCUUAAUUGUUAAAAACUGUUCAUAAAGAUAUAUAAUCUUUAUAGAAUAAGUUUAAGGAGACUUAUUAAAAGAGUUAAAAUUCAAGAUUGGCAUCAGCCAGAGAUAUUCCAUUGACUUCAGGAUUUGUUAUAUGGUCAAAAUAAUUAUAAAUAAGAUUGUAGAAAUAUAUGUAGAAAGUAGAAUAAAUCUUAGGUCCGUAAUGGGCAGAAGAUACUGAUGGUAAGAAAUGUAAAGAAAUGGGUGAAACAUUUGAAAGGAUACUUGAUUCAGGACCAGCUUUAGAAGAAUGGAAACAAGAAAUAAAUCAACAUAAUAAAGCAGUUAGUUAAAAUGAAAAAUUAUUUGAAGUUGUUACAAGAAGAAGAGGAUUAGAAAUAAGAGUCAAUUAUGAAAAAAAGUUAAGUCAAUUAUUUAAGGAAGUAAGGAAUCUAAGUAAUAUGAAAACUAAAGUUCCAUAUUCAAUUUCUCACAUAGCUAAUGAUGCUAAGGCUUCUUAUCCAUUUGCUUUAUCUUUAUAAGAAUCAUUACAUACUUAUAUCUAGAUUACAUCUUAAUUAAAUGCUAAAUCUGCAAAAUUAGUAGCUGCUUUAAGAAAGGAGGUGUAAUUAUAAAUAGGUUAAGGAUUCAAUUAUUUAUGGACACACAAAACAUAAUUAUAGCCAUAUGUAAAGAAAUUCACUGAUAAAGUCUUUGAAUUAGAGUAAGCUGUUAAUGGUUUGAAUGAAAGAAUUGGAUAAAUUGAAUCUUUAUGUGAAGCUAUGAAAACAUGUCCAGUAGAUUCAUUGGCUGAUAAAUUAAAAGAUAUAUAAGAAGUUAUUGAUUCACUUUGCUUUAAUAAUUUCUCUAAUUUACAUAUUUGGAUUUAAGAUAUUGAUAAAUAAAUUGAGAGUAUUUUAUGUGAUAGAGUAACUGUAUAAAUGAAAGAAUGGUUGAAUUAAUUUAUUAAUUAUCAGAAAAUUCAAGAAAGAGGACUAGUAAAUUAAACUGUUGUGCAUGAAUUAAAAUUAUAAGAUUAGAUAAUUUAUGUUGAUCCUCCAGUUGAAUAUGCAAAAUAUUUCUGGUUCUAAGAAUUUCAUAAAAUGAUUGGAUAAAUUUGUAGUUUACCUAGAUUAGUUGCUAAUAGAUUUGAUAAUACUAUAUAAUAAAAUAUAGGACCAUGGGGUACUUAAAGAGAUUUAGAUUAUUCAACUACUAUAAAUAAAAUAAAUUAACAAUUGAUAAAGGAUGCUUAUUUAUAAAUUGGGUAAUUAUUGGAAGAUAUGGAAUCAUAUGUUUAGACAUGGUUAAAUUAUUAAUCUUUAUGGGAAUUAGAUAUUAAAUAAGUUGAAUAAAUACUAUAGGAUGAUAUUGAAAAGUGGUAAUAGAUGUUAACAGAUAUUAAAUAAGGUAGAGCAACAUUUGAUAAUUCAACAACAGAAGAACAUUUUGGAGCAAUAAUAAUUGAUUAUAGAAUGGUUUAAGUAAAGAUUAAUCAUAAAUAUGAUGCAUGGCAUAAAGAAUUAUUAAAUCAUUUUGGUAAUAAAUUUGGAGAGUAAUUAAGAGUAUUCAAUAAGAAUGUUACAACAGAAAAAGAGAAAUUACUCAAAAUCAAUUUCUAAGAUUUAACAUCAGAUAUUAUUGAAUCUAUAACUAUUAUAUAAGAAUAAGAUAAGAAAUUUCCAGGAUGGUCUGCUGAUAUAGAAUCAUUUAAGAAUGGACAAAAAGUUUUAGAUAGAUAAAGAUAUUAAUAUCCAGGAGAUUGGUUGAGUUUUGAAUAAGUUGAGAUGUAAUGGAAUCAAUUUAAAUAAAUUCGUAGUAAAAAACUACAAUAAUAAGAAAAUGAAAUGAAUAAUAUUCAAUCAAAAAUAUAAUAAGAUGAGAGAUAUUUAAAUUAAUAAAUAUAAGAGAUAGAAGAAUAAUGGAAAACAUCAAAACCUGAUUCAGGAGAUUGUUCUCCAAAUGAAGCUGAAUAAAUAUUAAAGAGUUUGAAUGAAUAACUUAUAUCAGUUUAAGAGAAAUAUGAAAAGUGCAGUUAAGCUAAAGAGAUUUUGAAAAUGGAUCCUCCUACUCAUUAAUAAAAAUUAAAUGUUUUAUUAGAAUCAAUUUCAGAUCUUUAAGAUGUUUGGUAAGAAUUAGGUAAGAUUUGGAAAGUAAUGUAAUCAAUUAAGGAUUAAUUAAUAUCAGCUUUAUAGAAUAAGAAAAUUAAAGAUACAUGUGAUGAAGCAUAAAAAUAAUUGAAUGGAGUAUCUACUAAGACAAGAAAUUAUGAUGCAUUUGAAAAAAUGAAAGAGAAAGUUAAAAAUUAUAUUAAAAUGAAUAAACUUAUUAUGGAUUUAAAAGAUGAAUCAAUGAAAGAGAGACAUUGGAGACAAUUAUUAUCAAAAUUAAAAAUCAAUGAAUCUUUAAAUUAAUUAUAAAUGUAACAUUUAUGGAAUGCAAAUCUAUUGAAUUAUGAGAAUUUAGCUAAGGAUAUAAUGACAGUUGCUAGAGGAGAAUAAGUAUUAGAGACAAUGAUUUCAUAAGUUAAAGAUUUUUGGAAUUCAUUUGAAUUAGAAUUAGUUAAAUAUUAAACUAAAUGUAAAUUAAUUAAAGGUUGGGAUGAAUUAUUUUAAAAAUUAGAUGAAGAUCUUAAUAAUUUAGCAUCUAUGAAAAUAUCACCUUUCUAUAAAACAUUUGAAGCAGAAAUAUCUUAAUGGGAUGAUAAAUUAUAAAAAGUUAAAUUGACUAUGGAUAUUUGGAUUGAUGUUUAAAGAAGAUGGGUUUAUUUAGAAGGUAUUUUCUUUGGUUCUUCAGAUAUUAAAACAUAAUUAUAAAAUGAAUACAAUAAAUUCAAAGAUAUUGAUAGUUAAUUUACUAAUUUGAUGAAGAAAGUAGCUCAAAAACCAUAAUUAAUGGAUGUGUAAGGAAUUCCUAAUUUAGCUAAGACUUUAGAAAGAUUGAGUGAUUUCUUAUAAAAAAUUCAAAAAGCAUUAGGUGAUUAUUUAGAAACUUAAAGACAAGCAUUUGCAAGAUUUUAUUUUGUAGGAGAUGAUGAUUUAUUGGAUAUUAUAGGUAAUUCUAAAGAUGUGACAAAUGUUUAAAGACAUUUUCCAAAAAUGUAUGCAGGAAUUGUGUAAUUGUAAAGUAGAAAAGAUGGAAAUGAUGAUGUUGUAUUGGGAAUGUCAAGUAAAGAAGGAGAGGUUGUUCCAUUUAGUAAAGAAGUUAAAAUUGCAGAAGAUCCUAGAGUAAAUAUAUGGUUGGGUAAGGUAGAUAAUGAAAUGAUGAAUUCAUUAGCAUUAGAUUUAGAAAAGUCAGUAUUAGAUAUUUAAUCAAAUCAAUAGAAUAGAAUGAAAGUAAUAGAAGAACAUCCAGCUUAAAUUAUUUUAUUAGCCUUGUAAGUAGGAUGGUGUUUUUCAGUUGAAUCAUCAUUCAAUAAUGAUUAAUAGAUGAAACAAACAUUAUAGUAUGUUUUGGAAUUCUUAUCAGAAUUAGCAGAGAGUGUAUUGAAAGAUCAUCCUAAAUAAUUAAGAUAAAAGUUUGAACAAAUUAUUACAGAUUUUGUUCAUUAAAGAGAUGUAAUUAGAUAAUUGAUGAAUAAUAAAAUAAACAGUAAAAAUGACUUUGGUUGGUAAUAUCAUAUGAGAUUCAAUUGGAAUUCUAAAGAAGCAGAUCCUGGAAAAAGAUUACUAAUUUAAAUGGGUAAUGCAUAAUUCCAUUAUGGAUUUGAAUAUUUGGGAGUGGCAGAAAAAUUAGUAUAAACUCCAUUAACAGAUAAAUGCUUUUUAACAUUAACAUAAGCAUUACAUUUAAGAAUGGGAGGAUCUCCUUUUGGACCAGCUGGUACAGGUAAGACAGAGAGUGUAAAAGCAUUAGGUGCAUAAUUGGGUAGAUUUGUUUUGGUAUUUAAUUGUGAUGAGACAUUUGAUUUUAAUGCAAUGGGUAGAAUAUUUGUAGGAUUGUGUUAAGUAGGAGCAUGGGGUUGUUUUGAUGAAUUUAAUAGAUUGGAAGAACGUAUGUUAUCUGCUUGUUCAUAACAGAUUCUAUUAAUUUAAACAGGAUUAAGGGAGAAAUAGAAAUAAAUAGAAUUAAUGGGGAAGGAUGUAAAAUUAAAUUCAUAGAUGGGAGUAUUUGUUACAAUGAAUCCUGGAUAUGCAGGAAGAUCAAAUUUACCAGAGAAUUUAAAACAAUUAUUUAGAUAAAUGGCUAUGGUUAAACCAGAUAGAGAAUUAAUUGCAUAAGUUAUGUUAUUUAGUUAAGGAUUCAGAACAGCAGAAAAAUUAGCUGGAAAAAUUGUUUCAUUAUUUGAAUUAUGUGAUAAUUAAUUAUCAUCAUAACCACAUUAUGAUUUUGGUUUGAGAGCAUUGAAAUCAGUAUUGAAUUCUGCUGGUAAUAUGAAAAGACAAGAAAUGAUAGACAGAAAUUAAGAACCUGUUCCUUAAUCUGAAAUAGAAGAAUUUGAAUAAACAAUUUUAUUGAGAAGUGUUUGUGAUACUGUUGUACCUAAAUUAAUCAAAGAUGAUAUUAAAUUAUUGGAAACAUUAUUAUAAGGUGUAUUUCCUGGAUCUUGUAUUCCAGAAAUUAAAGAAGAAUAAUUAAGAAAGGAAUUAGCUUUAGCUUGUUAGAGAAAGAAUUUAUAAGCUAGUAAGAAUUUCAUUGAAAAAGUGUUGUAAUUGUAUUAGAUUUAGAGAUUAUAACAUGGUUUAAUGUUAGUUGGUCCAUGUGGUUGUGGUAAGAGUGCUGCUUGGAGAGUUUUAUUAGAAGCCAUGUCUAAAUGUGAUAAAGUGAAAGGAGAAUUUUAUAUUGUUGAUCCAAAAGCAAUUUCUAAAGAUGAAUUGUAUGGCAGAUUGGAUAAUACAACUUUAGAAUGGACUGAUGGUGUCUUCACUUCUAUAUUAAGAAAAAUUAUAUCUAAUUAAAGAUAAGAAAGUACUAGAAGACAUUGGAUUAUAUUUGAUGGUGAUGUCGAUCCAGAAUGGGCUGAAAAUCUAAAUUCAGUACUUGAUGAUAAUAAAUUACUAACAUUACCAAAUGGUGAAAGAUUGGCUAUUCCACCUAAUGUUAGAAUGAUAUUUGAAGUUGAAACACUUAAAUAUGCUACCUUAGCUACUGUUUCAAGAUGUGGUAUGGUUUGGUUUAGUGAAGAAACUAUUAAUGAUGAAAAUAUAUUCUAUCAUUUCUUGGAAAGAUUAAAGUAAGAUGAUUAUGAUUAAUAAAAAUCUGAAGAUGAUAACAAUAAAUAAGUUAAUACUUAAGAAAGUGAAUUAAGAACUAAAUGUGUUAAAGCACUUGAUUCUGUUAUUAAAUACUUAUCCUAAUUCCUCCAAAUUGCUCAAAAAUAAGAAUAUAAACAUGUUAUGGAAUUCACUAGAAUCAGAGUCUUAGAAAGUACUUUUGCAUUAGUUAGAAGAAGCAUUUCAAAUAUCAUAGAAUAUAAUGAAAAUAAUUCUGAAGUACCAUUGGAAGAUGAUCAGAUCACAGAUUUCAUGGUUAAAUAAUUCCUUAUUGCUGUUAUGUGGGGUGUUGCUGGUUCCAUGAAUCUUUAUCAAAGAACAUUAUUCUCUAAAGAAAUCUGUUAAUUAUUACCACACAAUAUCAUUUUACCAUAAUUUAAUGAUAGUGCACCUUCACUAAUUGAUUUUGAAGUCACUCUCCCAGAAGCUUAAUGGAGCUAAUAUAAGAAGAAGGUUCCUCAAAUUGAAAUUGAUCCACAAAGAGUUACAGAUGCUGAUCUCAUUAUUGAAACAGUUGAUACUCUCAGACAUAAAGAUGUUCUAUGUGGAUGGCUUAAUGAACAUAGACCCUUCUUAUUAUGUGGACCUCCUGGUAGUGGUAAGACCAUGACUUUAAUGAGUACACUUAAAGCUUUAACUGAUUUCGAAAUGAUCUUCAUCAAUUUUAGUAGUUCCACUAUGCCUCAAUUAAUCAUUAAACAAUUUGAUCAUUAUUGUGAAUAUAAAAAAACUACUAAUGGAGUCUUCCUACAACCUAAAAAUUAAAAAUGGCUUGUUGUCUUUUGUGAUGAAAUCAAUCUACCUGAUUAAGAUAAAUAUGGUACUAUGGCUAUUAUCACAUUCUUGCGUUAGUUAACUGAAUAACAUGGUUUUUGGAGAUCUUCAGAUAGACAAUGGAUUUCACUUGAUAGAAUAUAAUUUGUAGGAGCAUGUAAUCCACCUACUGAUGUUGGUAGAAAACCACUUACCCCAAGAUUUCUAAGACAUUGCCCUCUAAUUCUUGUGGAUUUCCCGGGACCUGAAUCACUCAAAUAAAUUUAUGGAACUUUCAACAAAGCAAUGCUUAGAAGGACAGUUAAUCUUAAGUAAUAUUCUGAAUAACUCACUAAUGCAAUGGUUGAAUUUUAUACCAAAUCAUAAUAACAUUUCACAGCAGAUUAACAAGCUCAUUAUAUUUAUUCUCCAAGAGAAUUAACUAGAUGGAAGUAUGCUUUGAAUGAAGCCUUAGAACCUCUUGAAUCUGUUGAAGAUUUAGUUAGAUUAUGGGCACAUGAAGGUUUAAGAUUAUUCCAAGAUAGAUUGGUACAUGAACAUGAAAAAGAAUGGUGCAAUAAACUUAUUGAUUAAGUAGCUUUCAAUAAUUUCAACAAUUUGAAAGAUGAAGCUUUACAAAGACCUAUUCUCUUCAGUAACUAUCUCCAUAAGGUUUAUCAAAGUGUUGAUAGAGAAGAGUUGAGAAAGUAUAUUCAAGGUAGAUUAAAGCAAUUUAAUGAAGAAGAAUUAUCUGUUCCAUUAGUUGUUUUUGAUGAUGUACUUGAUCAUAUUUUAAGAAUUGAUAGAGUUCUCAAAUAACCUUUAGGACAUCUUCUAUUAGUUGGAUCUUCUGGAGUUGGUAAAACAACACUCACAAGAUUUGUAAGUUGGAUUAAUAAUCUUACUGUCUUUUAAAUUAAGGCAGGUAGAGAUUAUUAAUUAGCUGAUUUUGAUAAUGAUUUGAGAGAAGUAAUGAAGAGAGCUGGUGCAAAAGGUGAAAAGAUUACAUUUAUUUUUGAUGAAUCAAAUGUAUUAGGUCCAUCUUUCUUAGAAAAAAUGAAUGCAUUAUUGGCAUCAGGUGAAAUUCCAGGAUUAUUUGAAAAUGAUGAAUAUUUGGCAUUAAUUAAUUUGCUCAAAGAGAACUCAAAUCAAAAUAAGUAAUUUGAUUCUUCAGAGGAAUAAUUAUAUAAGAAUUUCACUUACUAAGUAUAAAGAAAUUUGCAUGUUGUAUUUACAAUGAAUCCUAAAAAUCCAGAUUUUUCAAAUAGAACAGCUUCAUCACCAGCUCUAUUUAAUAGAUGUGUUAUUGAUUGGUUCGGAGAUUGGACAAAUGAAGCUCUAUUUUAGGUAGGUAAAGCAUUUACUAUGUAUAUUGAUCCUCCAGAAAAUGCAUUCAGCAAAAAGAUUAAAGAUGAAACUUAAAGAUAACAUAUUUUGGUAUCCACUUUAGUCUAUAUACAAAAUACAAUAAUUGAAUUGAAUAAUAAAUUACAGAAGGGAGCUAAGAGAUUUAAUUAUAUAACUCCAAGAGACUAUUUAGAUUUCUUGAAGCAUUUUGAAAAAUUACAUAAUGAAAAGAAAUCUUAAUUGGAAGAUUAACAAUUACAUCUUAAUGUUGGUUUGGAUAAGUUAAAGGAGACAGAACAAUAAGUAUUAGAGAUGUAGAAAAGCUUAGAUUAAAAGAAGAUUGAAUUGUAGACAAAGGAGAGACAAGCAGGUGAGAAGUUGUAAACAAUUAUUGAAGAAAAGAAAAUAGCUGAAAAGAAGAAAGAUGAUAGUACAAGAUUAUCAAGUGAUGCUGAGAAAAAAGCUAAAGAAAUGGAGAUAAGAUAAUCUUAGGUGAAUAAGGAAUUAAAUGAAGCAUUACCUGCUUUAGAGAAUGCAAAAUAAUGUGUGAAUAGCAUUAAGAAGGAUGAUUUGAAUUAAAUUAGAGCAUUAGGAUCACCUCCAGCAUUAGUAAAGAUGACAAUGGAAGCUGUAGUAUGUGCAAUUAAUUCAUUGGAUAAAAGUCCAGAAUGGAAGGAUGUAUAAAAAUCAAUGGCGAAUAUGAAUUUCAUCAAUAAUGUAAUUAACUUUAAUACAGAAACAAUGCCAGCAAAAGUGAAAAAAUUCAUAUUAACAAAAUAUUUAUCAGGAUAGGAAUGGAAUAUUGAUAGAAUUAAUUUUGCAUCAAAAGCAGCAGGUCCUUUGGCUAUGUGGUUGGAUUCAUAAUUGAAAUAUGCAGAUAUAUUGUAGAAAGUGGAUCCACUUAGAUAAGAAGUAGCAAAAUUAUUAUCAGAAAGUGAUGAACUAAAUAAAUAGAAGAAGAUUUAUGAUGAUGAAGUGGCAGCUGCUGAGGCUAAGAUUCAUAAUUUAUAAUAGGAGUAUUCUGAAUUGAUUAGUUAAAAGGAAUCAAUAAAAUCAGAGAUGUUAAAAGUGUAAGAGAAAGUAACAAGAUCAUAGGCAUUAUUAACUGAUUUGAGUGGAGAAAGAAUUCGUUGGGAAGAGGCUUCCUAAAACUUUAAGAGUUAAUUAGCUACAAUGAUAGGAGAUGUUUUAUUAUCAUCAGCUUUCUUAUCAUAUAUUGGAUUUUUUGAUCAUUUUUACAGAAAAGUAGUUUUAAAUACUUGGAAAGAUUAUCUUUAGAAUUAAGCUAAUAUAUCAUAUAGAUAAGAUUUAUCAUUAAUAGAAUUUUUAUCUAAACCUUCAGAUAGAUUGAAUUGGUAAUCACAUACAUUACCAUCAGAUGAUUUAUGUAUGGAGAAUGCAAUAAUAUUAUAUCGAUUUUAGAGAUAUCCUUUAGUUAUUGAUCCAUCUGGAUAAGCAUUGUCUUAUAUUUCUUCAUUAUAUAAAGAUAAGAAACUAGCUAGAACAUCAUUUACAGAUGAAUCAUUUUUAAAGACUUUGGAAACAUGUUUAAGAUUUGGUUGUCCAUUAUUAGUAUAGGAUGUAGAAAAGGUUGAUCCAAUUUUGAAUUCAGUUUUAAAUAAUGAAACAUAUAAAACAGGAGGAAGAGUUUUAAUAAGAGUAGGAAAUUAAGAAAUUGAUUUUUCAUAAGGUUUUACUAUGUUUAUGAUCACAAGAGAUAGUACAGCUAGAUUUACUCCUGAUUUAUGCAGCAGAGUUACUUUUGUAAAUUUUACAGUCACUUAAAGUAGUUUAUAGGAAUAAUGUUUGAAUAUAUUUUUGAGAAAUGAAUCACCAGAAACAGAGGAGAAGAGAUUAAAUUUAAUGAAAUUAUAAGGAGAAUAUAUAGUUAAACUAAGAGAAUUAGAAGAUUAAUUAUUGGAUUCAUUGAAUAAUAGUAGAGGAUCAAUAUUGGAAGAUGAGAAAGUUAUUUAAACAUUAGAGAAGUUGAAGAAGGAAGCAGCUGUGAUUGUUCAAGAAAUGAAAUAGGCUGACACUAUAAUGAAUGAAGUUAUGAGUACAACAUAAUCAUAUGUUCCAUUGGCAAAUACAACUUCUAAGAUAUUCUUUAGUUUGACAUCUUUGGCCAAUAUUCAUUAUUUAUAUUAGUUUUCAUUGUAAUUUUUCAUGGAUACUAUUUAUAAUGUUUUAAAUAAAAAUGAAUAAUUGUAGAAGAUUCCAAAAUAAGAUUUAAUAAAAAGAAGAAUUUUAAUAUUUAAUGAAAUGUUUAGAGAAAUAUAUAAAAGAAUGAAUUUCUCUUUAUUAUAAGAAGAUAAAUUAGUAUUUGCAAUAACUUUGGCUUAAGUGAAAUUGGGAGACAAUAUUUUAGGAUAAGAAUUCUUGAAUGUAUUUAAACCCCCUACAGUAAUGGAAACAACAUUUUCUAAUACAUUCUUAUAAGGAAAAUUGAGUAUCCAAUAAUUGAAAUAAUUAGAAGGAAUAACUUAAUAGAAUUUAACAUUUAAUAGACUUAUGGAUAAUUUAAAUAAAAAUGAAGAUCGUUGGCUAAAUUUCUUAAAUGAUGAAGCCCCUGAAAAUGAUAUUCCAACAUAAUGGUAUAAUGAAGUAUAAAGAGAUGAUAUGGUUAAAUUAGAUUGGAUUGAUAGUCAUCAUUUAAAAAGAUAAUUAGAUGAUUUACAUAUUCUAAGAAUAUUUAGAGCUGAUAGAUUUUAAAUAAUAGCUAGAAAAUUAAUAAAUUAAAUAUUGGGAGAUAGUUUUAUGGAAGAAUAAACAGUAGAUAUGAAAUAAGUUGUUGAAAAAGAAGCAUCUAAUAAAAUUCCUAUUCUUUUAUGUUCAGCACCAGGAUUUGAUCCAUCAUUUAAAGUUGAAUAAUUAAGUAGAGAAAUUGGAAUUAAAUUAACAAGUGUUGCUAUAGGUAGUGCUGAAGGUUUUGAUUAAGCUGAAUAGGCAAUUACUCAAAGUGUUAAAUCUGGAUCUUGGGUAAUGUUGAAAAAUGUACAUUUAGCUACAAGUUGGCUUAAUGAUUUAGAAAAGAAAUUAUUUAGAUUAACUCCAAAUGCUAAUUUCAGAAUAUUCUUAACUAUGGAAUUCAAUCCAAAGAUACCAACUACUUUAAUUAGAUAAUCAUAUAAAUUAGUUUUUGAACCUCCUGAUGGUAUCAAAGCAUCAUUGAUUAGAACAUUCAAAACUGUUUUAUCAUAAUAAAGAACAGAUAGAUAACCAGUUGAAAGAGCAAGAUUACACUUUUUAUUAGCUUGGUUACAUGCAGUUAUUUUAGAGAGAUUGAGAUUUACUCCUAUUGGUUGGAGUAAAACAUAUGAAUUUAAUGAAGCUGAUUAAAGAUGUUCAUUAGAUCUUAUAGAUGAAUAUGUUGAUGCUUUAGGUAUCAGAUAAAAUAUAGAUCCAUCUAAAUUACCAUGGGAUGCAUUUAGAACUAUAUUAACAUAAAAUUUAUAUGGUGGUAAAGUAGAUAAUGAAUAUGAUUAAAAGAUUCUUUAAUCAUUGGUUGAAUAAUUCUUUACUGAAUAAAGUUUCAAUCAUAAUCAUCCAUUAUUUUUCACUUUAGAAGGUAAAGAAGCCAUCACAGUUCCAGAAGGUAGAACUUAUCUAGAUUUUAUGUAAUGGAUUGAAUAAUUACCUAAAACUGAAAGUCCAGAAUGGUCUGGUUUACCUUCUAAUGUAGAAAGAGUAUAAAGAGAUUAAUUAACUCAAAAGUUGAUAAUUAAAGUAUAGAAUCUCCAACAAGAAGGUGAAGAAGAAAUCACUUAGAUUGAAGUUUAAACAGAAAAAACUCAAAAGAAAGAUAACAAAAAAUCUGAUCAAGUUUAAUGGUUAUAAGAUCUAUUAGAAAAAGUUGAAAAAUUCAAAGCCAUACUUCCUACUAGAAUCUCACCUUUAGAAAGAACAGCUGAUUCUAUUAAUGAUCCAUUGUUCAGAUUUUUAGAUAGAGAAAUCACUGUGGCUUCUAAAUUAUUAAAAACUGUAAGACAGAAUAUUGAGGAAUUAAUUUAAUUAGCUUAAGGAAAGAUAUUGGCCACUAAUGUAAUUAGGUAAUUAGCUAAAGAUGUUUUCAACAAUAUUAUACCACCAUAAUGGAAUAAAUAUAAUGUAAUCCCUAUGCCUUUGAAUGAUUGGAUUGGUGAUUUUAAGAGAAGAAUUGAUCAAUUUGAUUUAUUAGGAAAAACUAAGGACUUCUAAAAAGGUCAGGUAUGGUUUGGUGGACUAUUAUUCCCUGAAGCAUAUCUUACAGCCACUAGAUAAUAUGUGGCUUAAGCAAAUAAAUGGUCAUUGGAAGAAUUAGAACUUUAAAUUGUUCCAGAAGAUCAAGGAAUUGAUGAUGAUUCUUUUGUAAUUGAAGGAGUAUCAAUGGAAGGAGGACAUUUAGAUUCCAAGACUUUAUAAGUGCGUUUAGUUAAUGAAAUCUCAGUUCCAUUAAAACCCAUAAUCUUAAAGUGGUGUAAAACUCCAUAAAAAGGAAUUAUAGGAGAUGAUGAAAUUGUUUUACCUGUUUACUUGAACAAAACAAGGAAGAAUCUUGUAUUCUCCCUUAAAGUCAAAAUGGGAAAACUUAAUAGAUACACUCUCUAUUAAAAAGGUCUUUCAUUUAUCCUCUUUAAUUGAA